UGCGAGAAGACAUCUAAGACGAGUUUGGCAAAUCGUCUCUCGAUAUCAUCGAAGCUUGACCAAUUAGCUCGAAAUCAGACUGGAAGGAACUCUGGCAGCGACCGUCUGAUUUUUGCAGAGGGCACGACAGUCAUUUGGUGCGAGCUCAGGGUCGCCGCCUCCGGCGGGCUGUGCGACGGUGGGGGAGGUGAUGAGAGCAUUCCGUCCUCUGCCACAGUUACCUUCUCCGUCAUCGUCGCUGCCGCAAUCCACAGAGAAUUUGAGGCAAUCCGCCACAUAAAGCGGCGAAAUCGGCGGCUCGUGGUGGCUGGAGAGAGACCGUCUCGAUUUCUGAAAUUCGACAGCGAUUGUGUCAUUAAUAUUUGGCCAUCGGGUCUGGGUGGCGGGGAAUGGUCGAAGUCCGGCGUGCUGCGAUUUGCGCGGUGGCAGACCUGCGCAGAGGCGUGGAGGCGUCCUCGGCAACCGAUUGGGCGAACGAGGUGGUCGGCGGCGAGUGGUGGUUCGGCUGCCGACGGACAAUCGUUUGGACUCUGUCAGGUGGCUUCUCGCCGGCGACCGCUGUUCGCCUGCGGCAGGUCGAGAUAUAGCGACGGGCUGAGGGAGGCAGAGAUAUGUAUUCCUGUGCUGGUUGACCCGCUCGUUAAUGGGUCUUUGAAGGAUUGCGGGUUGCAGGAAGCGGGUAACGGGUUUGGGUCUUGCAGCUCAUGCGCUGUUUUCUGGUUGCAGCUGAAAUAUCUGUUGCAUUUUUUCCAAUUUAGAGUCUUUGAGAAGACGCUUUUUCAACGCAUCCUGUGCAUGGACCCGCUUGUUAAUGGGUCUUUGAAGGAUUGCGGGUUGCAGGAAGUGGGUAUUCGGGUUCGGGUCUUGCAGCUCAUGCUUCGUACAACAUUGGUUGUUUUGAAGCUGUUAUCUUUAGCUUUACACGACCAUUUGAUGGAACCAUCCCAUAAUCAUGAGUCAAUGACGCCAGGCACGAUCGGCAACCGAUCGACCAGCGACCUCGUUGUUCGCAUCCGAACCCACGAGGGCCGUGACGAGUGGGUCUAUUGCCACUCGCACGUUCUCACAAAAAGCAGCUCGUAUUUCGCGGACCGCCUCUCGGACAAGUGGCCCACGUGCCAAAUCCUCGACUCCCGCACGUGCGUCGAGGUCCACUGCACGGAAACCGACUUCGACCACCACAUUACUCUCCUAAGGCUCCUCCACCGAGACCCUCCGAGCCCGACCGUGGCCGACAUUUGUAAUGCCAAAAACGCCCUCGGCAUGCUUCGGGCCGCGGUCGGGCUCGGAAGCCCGCAAGUCGUCUCGGCUUGCGCGGAAUACCUCGAGGCCGUCCCUUGGAACGAGUCGGAGGAGGAGGAGAUUCUCAGAGUCGUUCCGGGCCUUGGCCUUGGCCUGGCCGAGUCGGGCCUGAUACUGGCCCGACUCAAGCCCGUGGGCCCGAAAGCGGCCGUGGGAGUUUUCAUGUCGGCUCUCCGCCUCGCCACAUCACCAUUGUCGGGGCCCGCGAGGGGGGACGCCAGGGCCGCGGCCCAGGAGCAAAUCGAGUAUAUGUUGACCGACGACGACGACGACCCGCCUCUGUUGACUGUUGACCACGAAAUCCGAGCGGAGGCCCGGAGGUGCGUGGGCGGGCUCUUGGCCCGGUUCGCGGGCCUCAUGAAAUCCGAGCCCGAGUUGCUCGACGGGUACUUGGCCGAUCUGUCGUGGGCUUCUCAAAUCGUCGCGAAAUUGGGGAUCUGCGAGGAUUUCGUGCGCGCGUGGGUCGAGAUGUCGGGGGAUUUCGUCAAGGUGGCGGGCCCGGCCCGCGGAGUGAAAGUCUUGGAGGUGACGAAUCGGGUGAUGGAGACGAUUUCGUGCGGCGGGGUCGUUUUGCGGGCCGCGAGGCGGGCCCACGUGGUGAGGACGUGGGUCCCGUUUGCAAGGGACGUGAAGUUGUCGGUCGAUUGCGCCAGCGUGGCAUGUGUUGACGAUGAUGAUGAUGAUGAUGAGGUGAUGAAAGCGGAUGGGGAGCUUUGGCGGUCGCUCGAGUCGGGAUUCGUGUCAAUUAUCUCGACCUUGCCGUCCGAGAGUCAAAGCGAGAUCUUGACCGAGUGGCUCGGGAAUAAGAAUGUGGGUUACCCGGAUUUGACCGAGGCGUUUGAGGUGUGGUGUUAUCGGUCGAAGGUAGCUAAGAGGAGGCUAGGCUUGGUCGAUGAGGGCAAUCAGUGUAAUAACAACACUAACAAUGUGUGAUUUUUUCUUUGAAAAAUAAUGUUAAUUUUUGCUUUUCUUGUUUGUUGUAAUAUGUAUCUUCUAUGUGGGAUGUGUUAGUUUUUGAGUAAGGAAUGAUGGUUGAGU
Molecule: messenger RNA, 2340 nt
Organism: Striga asiatica
Lineage: Eukaryota; Viridiplantae; Streptophyta; Magnoliopsida; Lamiales; Orobanchaceae
Source: the annotation of a GenBank genome assembly